UUUUAUUUUACUUGUGUUUUUAAGAAAUUACAAUCAAAUUUAUGUUUGUUAAUAAAUGAAGACUCCUCGAAAAUCGUCAGGGAACAUGAGGAAAUAUUAUCAGCUGAUUCUCGUCAUAGUGUGUUGUAUCAGUAUAGUUACAUUGCUCAUCUACCGCCACGAAUACUAUAGGCUGAGGUAUGUACUCGAAGUGCUCAACUUUUUCGGCAAACCCGGCCUUUCGGAGAUUGAGUUUUGCGGUCCCGGGUUUAACGCGACGAUGCUCUCAGAGAUACUGCGGAACUCUUCAAUGGAGGUCCGUGAGACACCGCCACUGUUCCAAGAGAUUGAUGACAACUUCUACUCUUACUCCUCAUUUUUAAGAUCUUAUCAGAAAUACGAAAAACUCACGCCGACCCACGCACACAUAAUAGACACUAUAGUUAUAGGAAAAGCGCAUUUUAGACCUAACUUUCGAUGUAAUAUUUGGCUGGAAAACUUAGCUACACCAAAAGCGGGCCGAUUUACUUACAAAGUCAUGUCUGAACCAAUUAAUGAAUACCGCUUAUAUGUGUUUGAAUGCUCUUUGAAUCAAAAUUUGGGUAAACCUAAAGGUGUAAGUUUUUAUCUCAAUGAUUACAACAUAAAUCCUAUUCAUGCACCAAUAAAUAGGUUAAUUCAAGUCAAUACAAAGAGGAAAGUAAGAAAGAACAGUAGUAUUAAAUUUGUUAAUAGUAUAGAACCAGCUGUGUGUGUCAUACCAAACCAGGUACCGUUAGUUGCAAGAGACUCGUUUAUAGAGUUCUUAGUCUUUCACCACAUGAUGGGAGUGAACCAAUUUACGAUAUAUGACAGCAUGAUGUCCGAAGACAUAAUCCGGAGGCUCAACUUGUUGCCUGCAGACAUCACACAAUGGAACAUUCAAUUCUUUCCACUCAACUACCCUUUCAUUUUCGCGAAGUCAUACAGCAUAAUAAGAAACGCCAUAGAACUUGAUUGUCUGUUCAGACACUUCAGAAUUGACAAAGAAGACACUGAUAAAGCAAGUCAUGUGAUGGUACUAUCUUGGGAUGAGUUCAUGGUACCAAGAAUUCAUACCAAUUUGAAAGCAACUAUUGAUGAUUUUGAUCCAAGAAGAAAAAUGAGAUCUAUUAAAAUACAGCCCUUACUAUUCUGUUUGAACCAAGCUGACGAUGAUAACUCUGAAGUUGGACAUCCUGAUAUCAUGAGGAAAACUCACUAUUUUAUGUUGCAGCAGGAUCUGAAGUCAGUAUAUAUCAGGAAUUUAGAUUCUAUGACAAGUUUUGAUGACAUAUUUGAACUAGGCGCUAGUGAAAUAGUACCUUUGGAAAUACUAGGACUGCAUAAGUAUAUGGUAUGUAGAGAUCCAAAGAGUUACCAUACAAACGGUGCGGGAUACAAUGAAACACAAAUGCAGGUGUUCCAGCACAAAUUCGAAGGUGCUAUGUUGAAGUUUGAUCAAACCUUAGUGACAGAUAAGGUGUACAGGUUGUACCGUUCCGGUCAAAUCUGGGAAAAAACAUCAAGUGAAACUGUAAGGGACAUGUUGUAAAACAAAAUGGUUAGUGAAUUGUUUGUUGAACAAAUCCAGGAAAGAAGGAUAACUUAUGAUAAUUAAAAUGGUGUUAAUUCUCAGCAUUUGAGGGUCAAAGUAUCAUAAAAUGUAAGGGUUGUGUUGUGUUGAACAAGCAGUAAGAUUGUACAAGAUUAUUUUUUUAUUUACCUAUAGCUAGAAUAUUUUUAUAUGUUGUGAGCAAAGUUAGAAUUUAACUUUAUGUUUAGAGUAUUAGGCUCUCUUUCCCUCUCUAUUGUCUAUUAUUUUUCCUUUACAUUGUAGAAGUACCUAUUGGAUAUUUUAUUUUUCUUUUUGUGUCCUGUCCCCGGUUACUCCUUACAAAAAUCUAACGCGCAAGUGCGAGGGAGACAAACGCUCCGCAAGUUCCCCCUGACUCCUUAGUGGAUUCGGCCAUUUAAGACUAAAACAACACUCAGAGGGGGUGAGAUCCGCGCCCGAUACCAAUUGGUGUGGGGCAGAGUUACCGUUCUCUACAUAGUAGUAAAUUAUUCUUUAUUUAUGCUUAUGUAUCGUUGCAUUUAAGACUAAAGAUUAUAUUUUGGAUUGUUGAUAAUUUUGAAAGUAGUGCCUUGAUUGUAUGAGGGUGGUUGAGAAUUUUUUGACUGCAAGGCAAGUGCAAUACUACAGUUUUCCUGCAAUUAUGAAGUCCUACAUCGAAAAUGGUUGCACAUUCUAGAUCAGUCAUUCAUCAUUCAUAAAACAUAUUUUUGGACAGUUCUAAUAAUUGUAUACGGACUAGUUUUUCUGCUAAAAUGUGAAAAACCAUUUUUUAAUUAUCUGUCCAAAAUUGCUCUAAGAAUUCAGUGUUGCUAUUGCCUUGCAGUCAAUCUGGACUGUAGAUAUACGAAAAAAAAUAAGAUAGAUCUGCACAGAUUAGAUACCGAGGCUCAAAGCGAGUGCGGGAAAGUGGAAACAUCACAAAAUACCCGCACUCCGGAACGUUCCUGGUACCGACUUUAUGUGCAAUGAGCUUUAAAUGAAAGCUGAGGUAUGGCUCUAAAUUUAUCCCAUUUAUACCUUCUCGCGUAAACAAGACUGCUUAUUAGGUAAAUAUUCAUGUAUAAGCACAUACUAUGCCGGCCGAGCUUACGGAUGACUAUUAUUAUAAUUACUCCCAUGUAUAAUGGUGCUAAUUCCUAUACACACCAUCUAAUUUUAUUUUAAGUUAAACCUGUCAUUUUCUUAUCCGCUGAAAAAGAAAGAGACGGAACACGCGCCAAUUUUAAGCAGAAAUCUAAAACAACCUUCUGAAAACGUUACAUCGGCCAAUAACCCGACAGAAUUAGUUGACAGCACACGUCAAACGGGUUGCAUAUCAGCGAGAUGCCUAUUUUAGGCGCCAGGUUAUUCAUUCAUUUCAAAAUUAACAGUUGUCCAUCGUCCGUCCCUUUCCUUUUUAACAGACAAGAAAAUGACGGGUAUAACUUAAAAUAAAAUUAGGAGGUGUCUUCAGGGAUCGGAACCAUUGGUAACCUACCCAUAAUAAAAGUUCCGCCAAGAACUAUUUUGCCUAUAUUAGUAAUGAAUUAAUGAUAAUAUUAAUAAUCAUAGUUACCUACUCAGUGAAUUGUUUAUUGUUAGUUAUUAGAAAUUCUUAAUUAUAGCAAUGACUAAGAGUUGAACCACAUGUUUUGCCGCCCCGACGGUUCGGUCGCGUGCGGUCGCAUUGUCUCGCUCUAGCCAAUGACAGUUCUAAGUGACAAAAAAGAAUAGAGAUGUAGUUCAACCCUAACGUAUAAAGCAGGAUAUUAGUUAAUAGUUACGUUGUAAAACGAUGGAAUUCAGAGUGUGCCUGCUCUAUUAUAAAAUAGGAGAAUAUCUAAAUAAUUUAAAUAGUCCUAGACGAGAUCUAAAGCUACUGAACAUAACACGGCCUUAUGUACGGUUACGAGUACUAAUAUGUAUACACUUUGAAACCAUGUCACAUUAACUUUUUUGACAAAUUAAAUCGUAAGUCUCAUUAAAUGACAAAUAUGAUAGUGCGACAGGGUUCUAAAGUGGGUACAUGAUAUGGCCCGCUGUUGGUCAAAUCAAACGUAAGAAACACCCGUAAGAUUAACUCGAAAGUUCCUCCACUCGACUCGGCCUCGGCUGAGCAUUUUGGUAUUUUAAUUCGAGAAUUUUACUCACUGAAGUCAUGCAUAUAUUGUCAACAAAAUAAUACGUCGAUAAUGACGCCUCCUCCUCAUGCCUCCACUAAACCUCACUGGAGUAAACAGGAAGUAAGGUUGAGGCGACGCGUAAAAAACGGAUUUUGAACAGAGUUUGAGGUCUUCCUUCGAGGAAGGGAGUUAACAUCUUAGGGUCAUCUUACGGGUGUUUUGAAAUAAAGCUUCUUUUCAUCGUUAACCCUUUCAAUGCUAUGGAGGUGUGUGUUCGUUCCUAAAAAUGUCAACUUAUAUGUGGUGAACGAAUUUACACUUUCGCUUAAUCAGUAUGUGGGACAGAUAUUUUAGUACAACGCCGCCGCACAGAAAGGGUCAACAAAGGUCAUAUAUUAACGCAAAGUCCACAGGACGAUCUCAGUCUCGAGCCUAACAUUUUCUUAACAUAAUGCUCUUUGGUCACAAAUAAAUCUAGUCUUAAGUAUUGCCAAUAAAUUAUAACUCACUAAACAGGGGAAUUAAAAAGGCCACAUCAAAGCUAUUCAUCUAGAAAAGCAAUAUUGCAAUCUGACAUUUGCUCAUAUAAAAGUAAGUGCGCAAUGCAAACAAAUGACAAAUAGCAAUAUUGCUUUUUUAGAUGAAUUGCUUCGAUGUCGCAUUUUUAACCCCCCAGUUCUGUGUUCACAAUCCAAAAUUUACUCAUUCCUACUUCAAACAAUAAAAUGUUUUUAUUACACGAAUA
Pectinophora gossypiella (pink bollworm) is the source of this 4423-nucleotide messenger RNA. RefSeq lists its product as uncharacterized. Lineage: Eukaryota; Metazoa; Arthropoda; Insecta; Lepidoptera; Gelechiidae. The record is from RefSeq and is a predicted model, not a curated record. The transcript has 3 exons. The coding region runs from base 56 to 1552 and encodes 498 amino acids.